This is a messenger RNA of Trichoderma harzianum CBS 226.95, 942 nucleotides long. RefSeq lists its product as hypothetical. Bases 1 to 942 code for a protein of 313 amino acids. NCBI's taxonomy places the organism in Eukaryota, Fungi, Ascomycota, Sordariomycetes, Hypocreales, Hypocreaceae. The record is from RefSeq and is a predicted model, not a curated record. The transcript has 2 exons.
AUGCCCAUCUUGGCCACUAUUCAAGAUGUCUUGGCCGAGCUCAUAGGUCCAUGGACUUUCAUGGCCAUAUCUUUCUCUCAUAUUCCUGCGACAAUUCGUGGGCUUAUCCGUGACAAGAACUAUCGCGCACUCUUCUCCUUCGAUGGAUUCCGCGAAGCCCUGUUUGGCACAUUUUGGGCCACCGUCGGGCCAAAUGUCAAGCUCAACGGCGAGCAGCGUGUCAUUCCUCUUCUUGAAGGUCGUAUCAAGGGCGGUGUCAUCCAUGACGACGUCGUGAGCACUCCGGUUUACGGCACUGUCAUCGAGGUCGGCGCCGGAAGUGGCAUGUGGGCAGAUGUUCUUGCCCGUUUCCGCGAAAACACCAGCGACGCAGACAACGCAGCCGGCCUUCGCAACAGGAAAACCACGGGCGGCCACAUCACCAAGAUUUAUGGCGUAGAGCCCAACCCUAUUUCUGCUAAAGCGCUCGAGAAACGUGUCAAGGACCUUGGUAUGGAUGACAUCUAUCAAGUCGUCCCCGUCGGUAUCGAAUCUGUUGAUGACCCCUCUGCAUGGAACGGAAAGAUUGAGCCGGGCAGCGUUGAUUGCAUUGUGGGCGUUCUUUGCCUGUGCAGCAUUCCCGAGCCCGAGAAGAACAUCAAGCUCUUGUACAAGCUGCUCAAACCAGGCGGCCACUGGUACGUCUAUGAGCAUGUCAAAGUUUGGCGCGGAGGCCCGUUGAUCAGCCUAUAUCAGCCAUACCAUAGGCUGACCGUGGCCGACUCUCCAGGCUUCGUCAACAUCGUCUGGCCACACUUCUUGGGCGGAUGCCAACUUUGUCGCGAUACCGAAAAGAAUCUUAGGGCCGCCGGUCCCUUCCAGGAGGUCGAUCUCGCACAGCCCGCGGAACGUUCGUCUUCGUACCAGGUCUUGCCUCACAAGAUUGGCACUCUGACCAAAUAA